Molecule: messenger RNA, 1285 nt
Organism: Pseudomyrmex gracilis
Lineage: Eukaryota; Metazoa; Arthropoda; Insecta; Hymenoptera; Formicidae
Product: ras-related protein Rab-34-like
Exons: 7
Coding region: 470-1285 (271 amino acids)
Molecular function (GO): GTPase activity; GTP binding
Source: RefSeq, a predicted model, not a curated record
AUGUAUGUGUGUGUGUGUGUGUGUGUGUGUAAGAAUAAAAAAAAAUAAAUAAAAAGAGAGAAGACGCGUGCGUCCUACAUAUGUGACAAUUAGGAAAUUAUGCAAUAAUUUAUUCUAAAUCUCCAAUGUAUUUAUUGUCAAUAAUUUAUAUAUGUGUAUAUAGUAUUAUUGACAUUACUAUUGACUAUAUAAGAGGCCUUUUUUCCUUCAUUAGUACUGAUGUAUAUUCGUAAACUCCCAUGCGAUAUGUAUCCUAUACACCAAGUGAACACCUGCCCCAGCAACCAGUGUUUAUCUUUUAUUCGUGCUACGUAACAAAUUCUCAUUUUCUUCUGACAAGUUCGGUGGAAUAUACAUUUGUCAAUCAGUAUAUGUGUAUAUUUAUUUUUUAAUAACGUGUGCAUAUACAAUAAGCCAUAAUUGCACACAAGCAACUAUUUCAAAUGCUGCUUUUAAUUAAGACUGAACAAUGUUAGAAACGCGCUCUGCGGUUUACAAAAUGAUAAAAGAAGAAGCCCUCGAGGAGAGACAGAUAACGCAUUGGCCGCCACCGUUUUUGUCGGACGUUACUCCACAUACCGACAAUGAUUUCGGUACUUUGGUCAGACAAACUUGUGAGAGCAAGAACUUGACACUUCGAAUUUCCAAAGUGAUCGUCAUCGGCGACGUUGCCGUCGGCAAGACGUCGUUGGUAAAUCGAUUCUGCCACAAACUCUUUGACAACAAUUAUAAAGCGACUAUUGGAGUGGAUUUUGAGGUGGAGAGGUUUGAUAUUCUCGGCGUACCUUUUUACUUGCAAAUAUGGGAUACUGCAGGCCAAGAGAGAUUCAAAUGUAUAGCGGCUUCUUAUUAUCGCGGAGCUAAUGUAAUUAUGGUCGUGUUUGACUUGGGAAAUUUAAUAUCACUCGCGCACUGUCAGCAAUGGUUGGACGAGGCGAGUCGCAGCAACAUCGGUCCGUAUCACAUUUUUCUAGUUGGCGCUAAAAAGGACAUAUUGUCCCGUCCGGUGUAUGAUAUCAUUGAAAAACGAGCGACGGAAACGGCGACGAGGAUACAAGCAGAGUAUUGGGCGAUUUCGUCGAGAACGGGCAACGGAGUGUUCGAAUUGUUUAUGCGCGUUGCCGCACUCUCUUUUCGCGCGAUGGCACUGCGAGAGAUUGAAAGUUCGAAACUCGAGCUGAUCAACAUAGGACCGGCAACAACGAUAACGCUGAAACAGCGAUCUAACGAGAAAAACCUGAACGCGCAGCAAGUGCGGAAAUGUUUCAACUGCAUUACAGCAUAA